This is a messenger RNA of Lytechinus variegatus (green sea urchin), 6098 nucleotides long. Its product is annotated as proline-rich transmembrane protein 1-like. The record is from RefSeq and is a predicted model, not a curated record. Lineage: Eukaryota; Metazoa; Echinodermata; Echinoidea; Temnopleuroida; Toxopneustidae. The coding region runs from base 123 to 629 and encodes 168 amino acids. Gene Ontology annotation, cellular component: membrane. The transcript has 4 exons.
AUUAUUCUUGCGUGCGGCGCGGGAGCUAGCUGUUGUGAAACUGAAUCUAAACAUCAUUGUGAACAUCUCACUCGGAUUUACUUUAAGUUUAACAUCCAUCAGUUGCAAACUAUUCGUUGAAAAUGUCUGCUCCAUACCCAGACAAGGCUCAGGAGGCUGCCUACCCUCCCCAACAGCCUGCAGGAUACGCCCCGGUCACCCAGAACCCAGGAUAUCCCCCACAAGGCUACCCACCCCAGGGCGCCCCUCCAGCUUACCCUCAGGGUCAGGCUCAGGCUCAAUACGGCGGUGGGCAGAAUGUUAUUGUUGCGACUGCGCCUCAGACGACAAUGAUUGUACGUCAAUCCCAGCCACAACCCAAUGACUACCUGGCCUUUGCUAUCUUCGUCACCAUCUGUUGCUGUUUGCCAUUUGGAAUCGUUGGCAUCGUGAAGGCCAUGGAUGUUCGUAAUCGCUACACCGCCGGCGACAUGGCAGGAGCCGAGGAAUCCUCUCGAUCCGCCAAAAACUGGUCUAUGGCUGGUCUCAUUGUCGGCAUCGUCCUCGAGGUCAUCGGUAUCAUCCUCAUCGUCGUCUACUACGUGGUGAUCCUAGCGGCUGUCUCCUCUUCGUAUGACAUAUAUGGUUAGUAGACCAUAUCUGACACGAGACCGCCUCCAUGGAUCUAUCUCCGCACUCGAAUACCAAAUUGAAAGUCUUCUCACUGAAGACUGGCUGUUAGAAAUUAAAGUUGUGUUCAGAAAAACCUGAUUUCGCCAGGUUUUUUUUCUCCAUUGUCUACAAUUAAAUGUUUACUUUUAAGAGAUAUUUGUCACGAAUUCUUUAAAAAUUUCAACAUAGCAGAUUUGAUAUUGCCAUAGUUUUUCCUAUUUUGAAAAAGUCUUGAUAAAAAUCAUGUAAUACAAUUCUGCGUGGGAGGGUUCCGUGACAUUUGCUUCGGUGACAAUUUCUCUGAUGAAAAAUCUUCACAUUAUUAUUAAAUCUUCACAUUAUUAUUAAAAGCUAAAGACAAAACCUACAUGUACAUGUAACAUCCAAAACUAGACCUAAUCCUAGUCUUUACUAUAUUCUAAACCAAAAACUAUUACAUGUACUAGCCUACAUGUAUUAUAAACUCUAACAAUUUUGAGCUACGUAUGGAGGUUAAAAUCAUUUAAAUAUAACCUGAAUAUUAAUAGUUGCUAUGUUUAAUUUUUGUUUCAUUGUAAUUUUCGGAUUUCCCGGAAUUUCCUGGAAUUUUUUCAUUUUCCGGAAAUUACCUGGAAAACAUCUGGAUUUCCCGGAAUUCGGGUAAUUUCCUUCCAAGUGGAAACACUGCAGUAUCCAUAUAAAAUAAAAAUUCCCCUUUAUUUUUUUAUCAUGUACAAUUGAAUUUCUACACCAUGUACAAUUAAAUUUGUACAAACUUAUUCAAGGCAAUACAACUGAAAUGGGUGUAUUCCACUGUAUUUUCUGUUUGUAUUGCAGCUUUGAAAUUUACUAAAUAGAUGUAAAUGAUAGGCUGAAAAUUGCUGAAUAAAUUCGCUUCUCUAAAAAAAGUAAAACCUUGUUAAUGGCUUGAUGGGCUGAAUAUUGCUGAAAAUAUAGCUUCUGCCAAUCCAUGCACGGUACUGUACACUGUAAUGUACUGGAUAUGAGGGGCCUAUUAUGUAAGUUCUCUGAAGGUACCAUGUCUGAGUGACUGGCUUAAAUUAGGAAACAUCUUUCUUUUAUUUUCAAUGUACAUGUACAUGUAUGUGUACUGUAGCUUAGAGGGCAUUUGGAGAAACAACUUGCCAUUUAAUUUGAUAUUGAAUAUUUACUCGGCUGUACUACAUGUAAUGAACGGGCGUAUUCAGGAUUUUGGCAGAGAGGGGCGCAAGUAGGAAAUUCGAAAAUGGAGGGGGCGCAGGUGACAGAUUCUUAGAUUUAGCUAUAUAAUGGGCAAUUUUCAAAAUAUAGAGGGGGCCCCACCCCUCCUGCCUGGAACCGGCCUCUGGGUAUUGUACAGUAGUGAGUAUCGUAGUACUAUAGAAUGUAUAUUGGAUGCUUUAAUGUAAAUAUGAACAUGCUAUUAUUACCCGUAUAUUGUGUAGUUUGUUUGAAUACUUCUCGUUUUAUGAUACACUGUGUAUGCAUGCUGUGAUCUUUAAUGUGUCGCAAAAUGGUUUACAAUAUAAUGGUAGCCAUAUAAAUGUAACAAACUACAGAUUGUGGCACGUUAAUGAUGUAUAGAGUUCCAUAUGGGUGCAUACCAAUACAUAUUGGCUUUAACAAACCCCUCUUUACUCUCUUUGAAUUAGAUAUUAAGUUAUACUGUAUUUGCCACUUGCCGAACAUAUAAAGGACAACUCAAAGACAGCCUUGAUUAAAAAAUGUUGGAAUAAACUGCUUUUUUAUUCAACUUUUUGUUAAUGGGGAGUUGCAGGAAAAUAUUUGCCAUUAAUAAAUCAAUUUUAGCUGUAGAUAGCAAAUUAGUAAUACACUCCACUGCACAAAGCAGAUUCUGGUUAACAGUCAAUUGCAAAUUGCCAUCACUAAGUUACGAAACAUAAUUGUAUUUGAUCAAUUGGGCAACUCCAAGUAGAUUUGCAAAUGAGAGCAAAUUUCUUGCAAGAAGAUAUCUGCACAAUAUAGGUAUGCCUAAUUUAGAGCAAAUACAAAUCCUGCCUUGUCCUGCUUGACUGCCAUGUAGCCUUUUCAUGUACUUUGUACAUGUAUGGAUGGUACGAAGUAAUUGUUUUCCACUUAAGGCGGACCAUUCGUACAACUGAAAAGCUACAUGUGUAUAUAUAUAGACAUGAUGUUAGCUGCCUAGUCUGCAGACACAAACUUUUUUCACAAUAUCACUUAAUAAUGCAUAAAUGCAGAGUUUGAAGUAGUAAGACUUGGUUCACCAUGUACUGUGGCUGCCUCUACCAAAUGUUAUUUGAUUCAGACAGGGAGUUUGGAGUCUAGUCUUCGCUCUAGACUUGUUGUAAAUGAUUAAAAUCUCAAACAUGAGUCUGAGCGUGCAGACUAGGUGGACAUGUACAUGCAUGCCUGCAUCACUUGUGUAUGUGAUCUCGAGAGUCCACGGGAUGAUGGAAAUACAAAGAGCGUGGGCUGUUCCGGAGGGAGGGAGGAUGAACGGUAAAUCCUUGUUACCUGGAAUGUCUAGGAUGGAGGGCAAGGUCAUGUGACAUGACCUGGUGAAUAUUAACCACCGGGAGGAUGAAAAGUAAUAUGUUGCAUAAAUGACAAAUCUGUGUUUUUUUUUCAUAUAAGGUGUGUUCAUGGCAUGUACAUGUCGCCUACAUCAUGCUUUGCAUAAAUCAGAGAGGGUACUGAUCAAUAACUACAUGUAUAUUCAUCCAUAUUUGUAUAAAAUCGAUCUAAAUGUAACAAAUCUUUCCAGCAUGUGAUUCAUCCACAAUUAUUAUUACCUUGUCACUGGAUUCAUAGCAUUUCAAGCAGUCUGUUAUGCGCACACUUACUGAUUCAACCACAAUGACAAAGGGUAGCGUUUAGUGUCCUUGAGUAUGGUAUUAAUAGUCUGAGUAAUGAUUUUCGUAAUUUCUAUAUGAUUUUUUUUCAUAAUGCCUUCCAAUAUUUUGAUGACUAAUUCAUGUUUUCCAUACUACAUCAACCAUGGGGAUGGUGGGGGGGGGGGGUACAAAUACCUUGGAUGUUGUGUUGUAAAACCUAAUGUACUAUAUUGCAUAUUUCAUGGAGUUAUACACUUUAUGAUUUAUGUUUUCUUUAUCAAAUACAUGCAGAAGGGCACACAUUGGGUUGAUCAUGAGGAGGUAGAAUGACUUUUUUCAUAUUUCUGUAUGUUUUUUACAAAUUCAUGUUUUGCGUAGUACAGUACACAUGAUCUCGGAGAGUCUGGACUGCCAUAAUGAAUUUUAACACUGUAUAAUUCAGUUAGGCCUACUGAUUAUCAAAAUUAACAUGGGUUUUCAUGUACCGUUAUGUACGUGUAGAAUGGUGGUAUACAAGGCAACAAGAAUGACUAAUAUGGUGGGUUUUUUUUAAUAACUACAAACAAUUUUCCUAAUUGGACCUACGUUUACAUUUAAAUCUUUAGUGAAUGUUUCACUUUUAAUCAAACAAUCAAACUGGGGGUAUAGCAUGACAGUUUGGCAACAUACCUGUACUGUAUAUUGUUGGACGUUUUUUGAAUGAGUAGAAAUUAACUUUCAGUUACAAUGUACAGUGCAUCAGCUAUAAUUUCAACUAUAUUUUAGAUUAUGAAUUUUUUUUACUUCAUUUCAUUGUUCUGGCUCAUACUGCUUUAAUACAAGUGAUAGCACUGAGGCUGUUUAUAUUCUUGCCCCGCCCCCUAUUUUUGCUUUGUUGAGAAAUAACAAAAGUUGUUUCGUUUUUUUGUUGUUGUUUUUUGCUGUUAUUUGGUUUAGAGAACCUCAUGCAUUUUAUGUCAAAGCGCUUUGAUUUUUAAUGUGGAAUGACGUUCUAGAAAACACUGAAAUGUCAUAAAGUUUAUUUUGUUUGCUAUUUUUGUAGUACUUUACAUUUUUGUUUCCUAAAUCAUCAUACUUUUAAUACAUAUUUGUUUGCUAAACCUAUAUUACUAGUACUUCAUGUAUUUGUUUAGUAAAUCAUAAUACUUCACAUUUUUUGUUUGUUUUUCAAAGAUUAAGGGCCAAGGGGCUGUAAGAUAAGGAGAUACACUUAAUAUUUACAGAAAGUAAUGAUUGAUUGUAUUUUUUUUGGACAUGUAUGGUUUACCAUGUAAUUACAUGUAUACAAUUGAUUGCAUCAUGUUAUAUUACACUCCAACAUCGGUAUCAAAUGGUUAUAAAACGAAAGUUUCAUAUUUUCUAACUUUGCCUUUUUUUAGGGGGGGGAAGCUAAAUUUUAUUAAAGUACUUAUUUAAUUGCAUGCACCAUUGGUGAUCAGUUAAUCAAUAUCUGCACUAGAGUGGAUUAGAAAUUUCCUUCAAAAAUAUUUAAGAAUUUGAAAAAAAAGGUUAAUAAUUAGUCAAUGACUCAGUUCACUACCUGUUUGUGUAGUGUACUGGUUUUCAUAUCCUUGCCUAUACAGUGUACCACGCAUGGGGACAUGAGCAAAUGUGCAUGCUGUGCUAAUAACACUAAUGAGCAUACAACUAGCAUUCAUACUUGGGCGUGAACAUUACAUGACAAAAUGUGAAGAAAACAGCAUCGAAAGUAAAUCAUGGCCGUUAAGACCCAUUUUUUUAGCUCUGUUCAAAUUAUGAAUGAUGCAUCAUACAAUGGUCUUUCUCUUUUCUUUUUUUUUGUUUGUCUUCGAAUUUGUGAACUUGUAGUUCUUCCCUCUCAUCUUUAUACAAUGAAUAAGAUGUCCAUGUCGUAAGGCAUAAUGUUUUUUAAAGUGAUUUUAGAGUUAAUUAGGGGUGAAAAAUACUUUUGAAUGGACCUGUAGAAUGGUCUUUGAGUAAUCCUUGAGAUAGGUUGCUUCAGAUGAGAGAAUAUUCAGAUUAGAUUUUUACUCAAGAUAUUCUACAAAUUCAUUCUGAUUUACUCCUUAAAGUUGAAUUCAUUCUAGCACUCCUAAACAGGUGAAUGCAAUCUUAUCAAUUUAAUGAAAAAUUGAAAAGGAGUGUGAUUUAAUGCUUAUUCAAUCCUUAGUGUUUGAAUUCACUCGUAUUCACUCCUGAAAUUGAAGGGUUUAUUCAAUCUUCACUCCAAAAAUAAUUAAUUCACCUUGUUCUACUUUCCAAGAGAUGGAUCUUUCUGCAAAGAGUGAAUUUAAGCUUGUUCAGUCUUUGAGUGUCUAACCCUCUUUGUGCUUGACGUAGUCAAUGCACUCUUUACAGAUUGAAUUCACCUUUAUUCACUCCUAAAAUAUAUAAAUUUUCAUUCAUCUUUUAUCAUUUUUUAGAGAGAGAUGGUAUAUGCCUUUGAAUAUAUCUCAGGCCGGGUAAUUUCAUUCUUUCGUACUGUUCGAUUGUGCCUCACUCUUUCGUAUAUUCUUUUUUCGAUAAAAUCAAAUUUUAAAGAUUAAAUUGUACUUUCAUACCAAUUAUAUGACAUUGCAUAUUUGCAAUCAUGCAUUAGAUUUUAUUCCCUCUGUACACAUUGUGAACUAACUAUAUGUAUGAUUACUUAUGAAUAAAAAUGUGUUUUAGUGA